CCAUAACCGGUAACUGGUUUAGGGUUUUACUUUCCGCCAUCAACGGAGGACGAGAAGACUACGACGAAGAACAAAACAGUGAUAAGUGAACUGAAAUAUGGAGCAAACCCAGGAUCCGACUGAAGCCGAGAAGAGGGAUCCUGCUCCCUCUACUGCUCUUGCGUAUUUGGAUCCUCGCUAUUGGGACGAGCGAUUCUCUAAUGAAGAACACUACGAAUGGUUCAAGGACUACUCUCAUUUUCGCCAUCUCAUUCAAGCUCACAUCAAACCCAAAUCCUCUGUCUUGGAGCUGGGGUGUGGGAACUCACAGUUAUGUGAAGAACUGUACAAAGAUGGAAUUACUGAGAUAACAUGCAUUGAUCUGUCAGCUGUUGCGGUGGAGAAUAUGCGGAAACGGUUGGUGUUGAAGGGAUUUAAAGAAAUAAAAGUGCUGGAAGCUGACAUGCUGGAGCUGCCCUUUAUGAAUGAGUGUUUUGAUGUGGUUAUUGAAAAGGGAACGAUGGAUGUAUUGUUUGUUGACAGUGGUGACCCAUGGAAUCCUCAUCCCGCUACAGUGAACAAGGUCAUGGCCAUGCUUGAAAGUGUUCAUAGAGUUUUGAAACCCGAUGGCAUUUUCAUUUCAAUCACUUUUGGCCAGCCACAUUUCAGGCGUUCUUUCUUUGGCGCCCCCGAGUUUACCUGGUCUGUAGAGUGGAGCACAUUUGGUGAUGGGUUCCAUUAUUUUUUCUAUAUCUUGAGGAAGGGAAGGAGAUCAUCGGAUGGUGAAGGAUUGAGUGAGAAUUCUGAAACAACAUCUCUUUCUAUGUAUCAUGAAGAGCUUGAGAGCGAAGAUUACCUUUUCCGAACCAACAUUGAUGAUGAUGAUGAUGAUGCUUCUUGAAACUGAUUGUGGCACUUUUUGUUUCCUCCUUCGAUUUCUACCCAGGUGUAUAAUCCUCCAUGAAUUCUGCUUCAUGAGGAGGAGUUGGAUAAAGUUAAUAUAAUCUUGUAGAUUUAUGUACAAGUACAAUGGAACAAGUGCUUUUGUGGUGCUUCUUCCAUUGCAAGUUUUUGCCUUAAUCUAUUGUUCAGAUUUUGUACUAUGAUGACUCUGCCUCUAAAGAGCAGUUGCAUCAUCUGUAAACUGACGCAAGUAGCUAAAAUGGAGGCUCAAAAGGACAGAUUUGAAUAACACCUCAGCUCGAAGGGGCAGAUUUGAAUGAAA
This is a messenger RNA of Tripterygium wilfordii, 1204 nucleotides long. Its product is annotated as EEF1A lysine methyltransferase 4. The transcript has 7 exons. Lineage: Eukaryota; Viridiplantae; Streptophyta; Magnoliopsida; Celastrales; Celastraceae. Bases 98 to 880 code for a protein of 260 amino acids. The record is from RefSeq and is a predicted model, not a curated record.